AUGAGGAUAUUGUUUCUGGUGGGUGGGUGUCAGCUUGUUAGAAAUUUGGAGUUACAGCCGGUUGAUAACUUGGGGUUUUCCAAGAGAUAUGUCCGGUGCUUGCAGAUAUCUGAGAUUAUCAACAGUAUGAAAGACUUGAUCACUUUCAGCAUGGACAAAAACAUUGGACCUAUUGAGAGCUUGAAAUGUUAUUCUCAAGAAAACCGCACAACCAAACCCCAGGAAGAUGAACCACAAAGAAAGGAAAGUGAUCAUUACCCUUCAGUUGGCAGGAGAAAGUUAAUGGCCACUUCUCUUUUUAACAAUGAUGGAAAUGAAAAAUCAGACAUUCCUAGAUGUGGGCCUAUGACUGCCUCAGAAGAAGCAUUGGUGUCUCCUGGUUAUUAUACACGAUUGCUGGGGCGGAACUCAUUUAACUCCGAUAUGAGCAAAGUGAUGCCGGAGCAUUCGUCAUCAUGCAUCAGGACUAAACUGGGUGCAUCUCCGAUAUCUCUUGGAGGUCUUAAAACCUUAAAUACUGGAAAUAUUAAGGAUUUAUUAGUUGACGGCUUGUCAAGUUCCCAUUCCUCCGGAUGCAAGCAGAAAACGGAGAACAACCUUAUUCAGAAAUUGCUACAGGAAAUGAUCAAUAACAGUAGAACAGCAAAGAGGGGAAGUGAGUUGGAUAAAGUACACCAUAAGCGUAGUAGCAGUACCGUGGCUGACUUGCCAGCCGCAAUGGAUGACUACAAGGUAGCUUUCAACGACAGUCAGGCUGCCUUGGGAAAUGCAACAAAUAAUACUGUGGGGAAAUUCAACUCCGUUACAGCUGCAGCUUCUGAUGUGGACCAUUAUGGGAUUUAUGGUAAUGGGAGUUUCUCUAGAAGAGAACAUCAUUUGCCAGAAGUUACCCACAGCAUCGUUUCUGGGUUUAACUCAAAAACACAAUUUCUGAUGUAGUUGUGGUGACUGAGCUCAUUGUGAUAUCUAUCAAG
This is a messenger RNA of Pistacia vera, 974 nucleotides long. Its product is annotated as probable transcriptional regulator SLK2. NCBI's taxonomy places the organism in Eukaryota, Viridiplantae, Streptophyta, Magnoliopsida, Sapindales, Anacardiaceae. The record is from RefSeq and is a predicted model, not a curated record. Bases 1 to 939 code for a protein of 312 amino acids. The transcript is spliced from 4 exons. Gene Ontology annotation, cellular component: transcription regulator complex; nucleus. Gene Ontology annotation, biological process: positive regulation of transcription by RNA polymerase II; negative regulation of transcription by RNA polymerase II.